AUGGCUCGAAAGAAAGAAACGACCGAAGAGCAGAAAGCCGUCGCUCGAGAUAGAAAACGAAGGGAGCGUAGCAGAAAGAAGAAUGAGGAUUCUGCAUCCACAGCUUCUCGAGACGCCGAGCAAGAGUCUUUGCCAGCUUCAGUGAUGAGUAUGAAUGAUGUUUCCUUGGAUGGAAUGUCCAUCAACCUACCCGAGGAUCAGCUGGAAACACCAACUUCUGAUUCUAUGUCGGUGGAUCAAACGGAUGAUCAACGCUCUGAAGGGAAUCGUGUUUCUUCUGACACAAUGUUUUCCCAGUGUGCAAUUGAUGACGGCAGAGAAUUAUUCCAUCCGCCGAAGACAGAGAAAAACAAAAAGGAAUUGAAUCUGAUGACCGAUGCUGAGCGAAAAGAAUAUAAUAGAAUCAAACAAAAGAAGUAUCGUGACAGGAAAAAACUUGCAUCCACGUCUGCAUCUACUCCAGUGCUGUACGAUUCUAUCGAUUCAGAAUCAAUGGAGCAACCGGAACCCAAAGAGAGGAAGUCAAAGAAACGCCAAGCGGCCGACAGCGACGACUUUGCGAUUCCUCGAACUCCAAGGAAACAGGCGUGCACAACGGGACCUCAGUUCGAACCAAGAGGCAAUAAGUCAAGCAAACUCCGUAUUGGAUUCAUCGAUUUAUUUGAUGUGGAAGCGUGUGCUCUUGUUGUCCCAUUUUAUGAGGACUCCGCUUCUGAUAUUGAUUCAGAAUUCCAGAAGAUGAUCCGUCUUUGUUCCCAUAAUGCACCCAACAGUUUCAAGGAGUUUGAAGAGAAGUUUCAAAACGAAUGGAAAGCGGAUUUGGACAACUACGAGACACAUAGCUACUAUUGGGGCUAUAAUCGUGACAUCGGUCUGCCAAUGAACACUAUUCUGGUUAAACCUCCCGAGAUAAAAAACAAAAAGUUUACCCUUGCCAAUGAAACUCAUUUACGAGCUUCAAUCUUAUCAUGUCUUCUUACGGCAGACAAGUCAGGAGUACGAAGCAUCGCUUUUCCAAUAAUGGGACAUGGAAUCGACCCCCCGAAAUCGGUAGCUAUUCAACUUCAAACUAUUUUUGCGUAUAUGGGAGCUGUGAAGUUUACGAACCUGGAGCUCAUCUACAUUAUUACCCCAAAUAUGGAAGUCUACAAUGUUCUUGGCGAGUUCUUGUUCUACAUCAACGAAUUCUAUUUGAAGCAUUGA
Messenger RNA from Caenorhabditis remanei, 1203 nucleotides. RefSeq lists its product as uncharacterized. The coding region runs from base 1 to 1203 and encodes 400 amino acids. The record is from RefSeq and is a predicted model, not a curated record. The transcript has 2 exons. Lineage: Eukaryota; Metazoa; Nematoda; Chromadorea; Rhabditida; Rhabditidae.